Molecule: messenger RNA, 6462 nt
Organism: Musca vetustissima
Lineage: Eukaryota; Metazoa; Arthropoda; Insecta; Diptera; Muscidae
Gene: msps
Product: protein mini spindles
Exons: 15
Coding region: 22-6423 (2133 amino acids)
Biological process (GO): establishment or maintenance of microtubule cytoskeleton polarity; microtubule polymerization; mitotic spindle organization
Cellular component (GO): spindle pole; kinetochore; centrosome
Molecular function (GO): microtubule plus end polymerase activity; microtubule plus-end binding
Source: RefSeq, a predicted model, not a curated record
AUAGAAAACUCGUUGAGCGAGAUGGCAGAGGAUACUGAAUAUAAGAAGCUUCCGGUUGAUGAACGUUGUGUUCAUAAACUUUGGAAGGCUCGAGUUGAUGGAUACGAAGAAGCUGCAAAAAUUUUCCGGGAAAUCGACGACGAAAAGUCUCCCGAGUGGAUGAAGUUUGUUGGUCUGAUUAAGAAAAUGGUUGUUGACUCCAAUGCCAUGGCCCAGGAGAAGGGUUUAGAGGCUGCUUUAAUUUUUGUAGAAAACUGCGGUCAUGCUGGCAAGACGGUUGGCGAUGUUAUGUCUGGCAUUGUGCAGAAAUGCAUAGCCGCACCAAAGACUAAGACAAAGGAACUAUCGGUUCAAGUUACCCUCAUGUACAUCGAAAUUGAGAAGCAUGAAGCUGUUCUAGAGGAACUGGUAAAGGGAAUGGAACAUAAGAAUCCAAAGAUCGUAGCAGCUUGUGUAGCUUGCACAACGCUAGCAUUAAAGGAGUUCGGCAGUAAAGUGAUCAGUGUAAAACCUCUUAUUAAGAAACUGGCGCCUUUAAUGAGUGACCGUGACAAAACUGUACGUGAGGAAGGAAAACAGUUGGCCAUUGAAAUAUACAGGUGGAUUGGCCCUGCUAUGAAACAACAAAUUUCGUCCCUUCCGCAGGUGACAAUCAAAGAAUUGGAGGAUGAGUUUGACAAACUGAAAGGAGAAAAGGCUGAACCUUCGCGCUAUUUGAAGUCACAACAGGAAAAACAACAACAAAUAUCAGCAGCUGCAGCAGAAAAUAAUGACAAUGGAAACGAUGAUGAUGUUGAUGCCGGCGGCGAGGAAAUAGAUCCAAUGGAUCUCAUAGACCCGGUUGAUAUACUGUCCAAAAUGCCCAAAGAUUUUUAUGAAAAACUAGAAGAGAAGAAAUGGACGUUGCGCAAAGAAUCAUUGGAAGCUCUUGAGAAACUUCUGACGGAGAAUCCUAAACUCGAAAGCGGUGACUAUGGAUCAGUGGUGACGGCGCUAAAGAAAGUAAUCACUAAGGAUUCCAAUGUGGUAUUGGUAGCCAUGGCUACCAAAUGUCUAGCCAUGCUAGCCAAGGGAUUGGGAAAACGAUUUUCGCCUUAUGCGAUGGCUUGCAUACCAUCACUAUUGGAGAAAUUUAAGGAGAAAAAAGCAAAUGUUGUUACUGCUCUUCGUGAGGCAAUGGAUGCUAUUUAUCCUUCGACAAAUUUAGAAGCUAUGCAGGAACAUAUUGUAGAAUCAUUGGGAAAUAAAAACCCCAGCGUAAAGUCGGAAACGGCUGCAUUUUUGGCCAGAGCGUUUGCAAGAACGCAGCCUGCUUCUAUUAAUAAGAAAAUGCUGAAACUGUUUAUAUCGACUUUAAUAAAAACACUAAACGAAUCUGAUCCAACUGUAAGAGAUUGCUCCGCGGAUGCCAUUGGAACUCUUUUAAAACUGAUGGGAGAAAAGCAGGUUGGACCAUUCUUGGUUGAUGUUGACGCACUAAAAAUGGCGAAAAUUAAGGAGUGCCAAGAAAAAGCCGAAAUCAAAGUGAAAAUAGCUGGAGCUAAAAAGGAGAGGCCAGCAUCGGCCCCUACGCCAGCUCCCCCAACCAAGUCAUCGGCUUCAACGACAACCUCCGCUCCCAAGGGCGGGUCUACCGAACCGAAGCCUGUAAGCAGACCUGCAACUGCUGGAGCUAAAAAGCCAGCACCAAAAAAGACUAGCGCAAGUGGCGGGACGGGAGGAGCUCCUUUGUCAAAGAGUGCAAGUGCCGUUAAAGUAUUAGCCACGGAACGGGAGAUGGCACCCGAAGAAAUUCAAGGUAAAGCAGAAGAACUUUUAUCCCCUGCAAUUCUUUCGGGAUUGAUCGAUUCGAAUUGGAAAAAUAGAUUGGCGGCAGUGGAAAGUUUGUUGCAAGAGAUACCAGGUUUCGAUAGCAAAACACCUGGUUUAUCUCAGGUAUUAAUUAGAACUAUAAGCGGACGUAAACCCGGUCUAAAAGAAAUGAAUUUCCAAGUAUUGAAAUUCAAAUUGGACAUUAUACGCACGAUUUCGGAGACGUGCCCUGUUACUACAACCACAAUAGACGUUGUGGUCAAUGAAAUAACUGAGAAGCUGGCGGAUGUCAAAAAUGGAGGUGCUGCAGCGGAUGUCUUGACAGCUUUUGCCGAAGCCACCAAGCUCGAGUACGUUGUGGGCAAAGUGCUGUCGUUUGCGUUCGAACAAAAGUCUCCCAAAGUUCAAUCAGAGGCUAUUAACUGGGUGAAUAAGUCUGUUCUAGAGUUUGGAUUCCAGAUACAACCAAAACUACUCAUCGAAGAUGUCCGAAAAGCUGUACAAAGCACCAAUCCUACUGUAAGAACAGCUGCAAUUGGUCUAGUCGGAACCAUGUCCAUGUAUAUGGGAAAUGCCCUGAUGAUGUUUUUCGAUGGAGAAAAGCCGGCGCUUAAGUCUCAAAUACAGGCGGAGUUUGACAAGAAUGUUGGAGAGAAGCCGCCAAAACCAAUUAGAGGGGUAAAGAAAUCCGCUACAAGUGGUUCUACAACAGGCGAUGGUGAUGCAGAUGCCGAUACAUGUGCAGACGAAGAAGAAGAUCAAGAACCAAUGAACAUAGCAGAUUUGUUGCCCAGAGUAGAUAUUUCUCCCCAAAUAACAGAAUCUUUGUUAAAGGAAAUGUCCGACAAAGAUUGGAAAGCAAGGAAUGAAGGCCUCAACAAACUUCAAAGCAUAAUAAGUGAGGCAAAACUGAUAAAACCCAAUAUUGGUGAUCUGGCGCCUGCUUUAGCGUUGCGUUUGUUAGAUUCGAAUGCUAAAAUAGCUCAAACUGCGUUGGCAAUUUGUGAGCAAUUGGCCAAUGCAAUGGGACCAGGUUGUAAGAACCACGUUAGAGUACUUUUUCCAGGUUUUUUGCAUGCCUUGGGGGACAGCAAGAGUUUCGUCCGAGCAGCAGCACUUAAUUGCAUAAAUAGUUUCGGGGAAAAAGGCGGUUACAAAGAGUUCUUCGAAAAUGAAAUGAUUGCUGAUGCAUUAAAAACGGGAUCGCCAACACUGAAAUCGGAGUUGUGGGCUUGGUUGGCUGAGAGACUACCCCAAAUGCCGCCCAAGAGUAUUCCAAAAGAUGAACUUACAGCUAUGGUUCCCCACUUGUAUGCCCACAUAUGUGAUCGUAAUGCCGACGUUCGUAAGAACUCUAACGAAGCUGUUCUGGGUGUAAUGAUUCAUCUGGGAUUCGAAACUAUGGUUAAGGCAUUGGACAAACAAAAACCUGCUUCCAAGAAAGACAUACAGGCGGCGUUAGAUAAGGCCAGACCUAAUCUGCCCGUGAAGCCCUUGCCAAAAGGUAAGCAGCAAGCGCCUAUUAUAGAAGAUACUAAAAAGUCUAUACGCGGUGGUGGCGGUACAGGAGCCGCUUCUGCUGGGACCCAAAAAGGUCCGGCAAGUAAGAUCGCAGCAGCUUCAAAAAGUGGCAGUUCAUCGACGUCUCGAAAAAAGGAAGAAGAUGUUGAUACGUCCCCCCUAUUGGCCGUCAAUAAUACUAAAAAUCAACGACUCAUUGACGAGCAAAAAAUGCGUGUACUUAAGUGGACAUUUACAACGCCCAGAGAGGAGUUCAUCGACUUGUUGCGAGAACAAAUGACAACGGCUAAUGUCAACAAGGGGCUAAUGGCUAACAUGUUCCACGACGACUUUAGAUACCACUUGAAAGUUAUAGAAUCGCUUAUGGAAGAUUUGCCCCAAAAUCCGAAGGCUCUGAUUUGUAACUUGGAUUUAAUUCUAAAGUGGCUUUCUUUACGCUUUUAUGAUACCAACCCUUCAGUGUUGAUAAAGGGCCUUGAGUAUCUACAACAAGUGUUUUUGGCGUUAGUUGAACACGAGUACAUUUUGGCGGAGAAUGAGGGCAGCUCUUUUAUUCCCCACUUGUUAUUAAAGCUCGGCGACCCGAAAGACGCUGUGCGUAAUGGAGUGCGAUCUUUGCUGAGGCAAAUACUACUGGUUUAUCCAUUUGCCAAAGUAUUUGUCUAUGUGAUGGAAGGUCUAAAGUCAAAGAAUGCUCGCCAACGCACGGAAUGCCUGGAUGAAUUGGGCUACUUAAUUGAAACCUACGGUUUAACAGUAUGCCAGCCAUCGCAACAAGUGGCACUAAAAGAAAUCGCCCGUCAUAUAUCGGAUCGCGACAACAGUGUACGCAAUGCAGCCCUCAACUGCGUAGUUCAGGCUUACUUCUUAGCUGGAGAAAAGAUAUACAAACUCAUCGGCCAAAUGAACGACAAGGAUUUGUCUAUGCUAGAUGAGCGUAUUAAACGAGCCAAAAAACCCCAGAAGAAAGCUCCCGAGGCAAAUACCACUGUAAAGGCAGCCAACCAAAUAGUCCAACAAGACAGCAUUGAAAUUGACGAUCCCUCGGCAAACGGCUGUGAGGAAUUGCCGCCACCAGAGGAGCACAAUCAAAGUUCUGAUUACGAAGCGAAUGAUGCUAAUAAUUGCUCGUUGGGAGAGAAAGAUGUGCGCGUAACAUCACUCAUACGUCAAGCGACUUUCGACCAACCGAACUCCUCUCCCAUUGCCAAUGUACAAUUGCAGCAACAGCAACCGCCAAAAACAACAGGGCCAUUCGGCUUGGAUCCCAAUAAAAUAGCGGAAAUUGAAAAGGAUUGGGUUCGCGUAGAUCAAAUAGAGAAAGUUGUUGUACCAAAUGUGGACAUUUCAUUACUAUUUGAACCGAUAAAAGUUUUACCAACAAAGGAUGGCGUCAAAUAUCCACAAGAAAAGUUUGAACAACUUUUGGCUCGUUCCCGUUAUAUGCAACAGAAUCAUACAACGCCCCCUCCGUCAUCCGGCAUGGGUGCAGGCAGUGGCGGUGUUAUGGCCAACAAUGUAUCACCCUAUAUGAGUCCCCAGCAACAGCAGCAACAAUUCAACGCAGCUUUGUACCAGCAACCCUUUGGAAAUAAUGCCACCAAUUUGGCAGAUGUAUUGCCUAAGCAUGAUCCCCAUUUGAUAAAAAUUAUUAAAGCAACCAGCAGCACGGAUACAUUGAAGGCCAGGGCGGCUAUCAAUGAACUCCAAGAGAUUAUCGAUUCUCCUGAAAAACAAGCUGUUUUACGCGACUAUGAGGAGAUUUUCAUACAGAAUGUGCUGGCGCAGCUGAAGAAUCUCUCGCAAAUACCUAUUGCAGAAUCGUUGGUCGUAUACCAACCCCUCCUUUCGAUAUUAUACUCAUUUUUCUUAUCGAAGACAUUGGGAAAAACAUUAAGUGUGGCCUGUAUUAAAAAUCUAAUGUCAGUUUUGCUUCACCUGUUGGCUGACCAAAAACUGAAUACGGGCGAUGAUGGUCAGUACAAUAAAGUCAUCAAUGGUAUAUGUGUCAAGGUGUUGGAUAAGUCCAACUUCACGAAUAUGAACUGUGCUCUAAUACGUCUCUUACGUGAAACAUGCCCCGAAGCGGGUCUACCGAAAUUCACAGACCUGUUGAUGAAAUGUAUAUGGCGCAAUGUUAAAACGUUACCAGAACGAAGCAACGAACUUAACUAUGAUGCCGUAAUGUUGGAAGUCCAUGAAUUCAUGUUAGCCUUACCAAGCUCCUGGUGGCAGACUAGGCCAUCAGAUACCCCCCUAAGAACCGUGAAGACCAUCAUUCAUAAUAUGGCAAAAGUCAAGGGCAACGCCAUACUUCAGCACCUAAAUCAAAUUCCAACACAUUCAGAACUCCACGCAUACCUUAUAAAAAUCCUGAAGAAUCUACAGAAGGAAGGGCAUUUACCGAGCUCGUCGCCACAGCGUUCCGUUUCUUCCAAAGAUCUAUUGGCCAAACAACGCAUUUCAAAUCAGGCUCACGAAACUAUGUCGCAGAUCUUCAAAUUAAUAUCUGACAAGGAGACAAAACAGCAGGGUCUGAACAAAUUGUACGAAUUUAAGAUGAAAAAUCCAGAAAUCGAUGUAUCAACUUUCCUUAAAGGAGCCAGUCCAAGCUUCCAGAAAUAUAUUGAGGAAGGUUUAGCAGAAAUUCAACGCUCGGCCGGCGACGGCAAUGCAUCUCAAGCCCCUUUAACAUCUCAAUUGAGCGAUAAUCGAUUGGGUAAGUUCGAAAAACAAAGCAUGCGCUCCUCGUAUCUAACAGAUGCCAAUUUCCAAAACCAACAAUCCCCUGCUAUAUCAGAAAGCUCCUCCGGGGUCAAGCCAGAUCCGGACUUUUGGAUGGACAGAUUAAACCACUUGAGAGCUAAGGCCAAUUUGGCUCCUCAUCGUAAUGCAGAUGGCAGCAUUGUAGGCAGCAAUUCUCACUUCUCAAUGAUGGACAAUAAAGUGAUGGAUGAAAAUCUCAACUUGAAUUCCAUGAAUGCCCAAAAGGUGUCAGUAAUGAGGAGGGAUAAACCAGAAAUGUCUCCGAAUCGUUUGCAACACAUACAAGCCAAAUUGGCCCAAAUAAAGAAGGAAAGUCACACCUAGAUCCAUCCACAAUGAACAUUUAAUAGGAUUUAUAGCCAG